Parascedosporium putredinis is the source of this 1098-nucleotide messenger RNA. The record is from the annotation of a GenBank genome assembly. NCBI's taxonomy places the organism in Eukaryota, Fungi, Ascomycota, Sordariomycetes, Microascales, Microascaceae.
AUGCGGCGGCCUACAGCCGUGUCGGUAUGGGAAUGGGGAUGGGAGCUAGCCCCUACGGCUCAACUUACCAGUCGCCAUACUCAAGCCCUUACUCUACGAUGGGCGGCGGCUACGGUGGCUACGGCGGUAACAUGUAUGGUGGUGGCUAUGGUGGUGGAUAUGGCGGCUACGGCCGUGGUAUGUACGGAGGAGGGCAUGUAUGGCGGUAUGCCCGGCAACGAUCCCAACAGCCUCGCAAACAGCUUCAACCAGAGCACCGCGGCCACUUUUCAAAUGCUUGAAGGUGUAGUGGGCGCUUUUGGUGGCUUCGCGCAAAUGCUAGAGAGCACAUACAUGGCGACACAUUCUAGCUUCUAUGCUAUGAUUUCGGUCGCCGAGCAGUUUGGCAACCUCCGUGAGACCCUAGGCUCGAUAUUGGCUGACGGGGCGGCCACCUCCCGCGGAUGCGACGGCCCUAACCCCGCCGCAUUUUCCAAGUUUGAAGGCCGCGCGGGGCCCAAUGGCGCGCCCGCGGGCCCUAAGGCUAGCCGCAAGCCUCUCUUUUUCUUCAUUGCGGCGGCCUUUGGCCUACCCUACUUGAUGAGCAAGCUUAUCCGAACGCUCGCUGCAUCCCAGGAGGAAGAAGAGCGCAAGCGACUUGCGGCUAGCGGCGAAGAUAGGCUAGAUCCCUCUCAACUUGAGUACUGCCGCGUGUUAUACGACUACGUACCCCAGACGCAAGCUGGUGCGGCGAACGGCGUCGACUUGGAAGUAAGGAAGGGCGAUCUCGUCGCGGUCCUUGCUAAGACGGAUCCCUUUGGUGCGCCCAGCGAAUGGUGGCGGUGCCGGACCCGAGAUGCCCGCAUGGGGUACCUUCCUUCGACCUACCUCGAGAUCGUGAGGCGGCCUGGCGAGAUCAAGGCCCCCAGACCCGUCGCGGCGAUCAAGGCCACGGCUGCUAGCGACAGCAGCAGGACCAACUCUCUUACUAGCUCUGGCGAGACGGUAUCGACGAUUCAGUCGCCACCCACGCCCACCGGCAUUUCGCGACCCCUUGUCACGGCGAAGCAAGGACCUCUGCUCACGGUUGACGAUUUCCAAAAGAGCCAGUUUUACUAA